This is a messenger RNA of Microtus oregoni (creeping vole), 1659 nucleotides long. Its product is annotated as intestinal-type alkaline phosphatase-like. Gene Ontology annotation, cellular component: plasma membrane. Lineage: Eukaryota; Metazoa; Chordata; Mammalia; Rodentia; Cricetidae. Gene Ontology annotation, biological process: dephosphorylation. Gene Ontology annotation, molecular function: alkaline phosphatase activity. The record is from RefSeq and is a predicted model, not a curated record.
AUGCAGGGAGCCUGGCUGCUGCUGCUGCUGCUGCGCCUCAGGUUGCAGCUGUCACUGAGUGUCAUCCCAGUGGAGGAGGAGAACCCAGCCUUCUGGAACCAAAAGGCAGCCGAAGCUCUGAGUACUGCCAAGAAGCUGCAGCCCAUCCAGACGUCAGCCAAGAACCUCAUGAUCUUCCUGGGGGACGGGAUGGGGGUGCCCACAGUGACAGCCACCAGGAUCCUAAAGGGACAGUUGGAAGGCCAUCUAGGACCCGAGACACCCCUAGCCAUGGACCGCUUCCCCUACAUGGCUCUGUCCAAGACCUACAGUGUGGACAGGCAGGUCCCAGACAGUGCCAGCACAGCCACAGCCUACCUGUGUGGGGUCAAGACCAACUAUAAGACCAUCGGCGUGAGCGCGGCCACACGGUUUGACGAGUGCAACACCACAUUCGGCAAUGAGGUCAUCUCGGCGGCGAUGUACCGUGCAAAGAAAGCAGGAAAGGCCGUAGGACUGGUGACCACCACAAGGGUGCAGCACGCCUCUCCAGCCGGCACCUAGGUGAACCGGAACUGGUACGGGGAUGCUGAUAUGCCUGCCUCUGCCCUGCAGGAGGGCUGCAAGGACAUUGCUACACAGCUUGUCUCCAACAUGGACAUCAAUGUGAUCCUCGGUGGGGGCCGAAAAUACAUGUUUCCUGAAGGAACCCCAGACCCUGAGUAUCCGACUGAUGUUAACCAGACCGGAACCAGACUUGAUGGCCGGAACCUGGUGGAGGAAUGGCUGUCGAAGCACCAGGGCUCCCAGUAUGUUUGGAACCGUGAAGAACUCAUUCAGAAGUCCCUUGAUCCAUCAGUGACAUACCUCAUGGGCCUCUUUGAGCCUGUAGACACAAAAUUCGACAUUCAGCGGGACCCUUUGAUGGAUCCAUCUCUGAAGGACAUGACAGAGGCAGCCCUGAGAGUGCUGAGCAGGAACCCCAACGGCUUCUACCUCUUUGUGGAGGGUGGCAGAAUCGACCGUGGUCACCAUCUGGGCACGGCGUAUCCGGCGCUGACUGAGGCUGUCAUGUUCGACACAGCCAUUGAGAAGGCCAGCCAACUCACCAGUGAGAAAGACACGUUGACCAUAGUUACCGCUGACCACUCCCACGUCUUCUCCUUUGGGGGCUACACACUUCGGGGGACUUCCAUCUUCGGGCUGGCCCCGCUCAAAGCUCUGGACGGCAAGUCCUACACCUCCAUCCUGUAUGGCAAUGGCCCGGGUUACGUUGGUACAGGGGAAAGACCCAACGUCACCGCUGCUGAAAGCAGUGACCCCUCAUACCAACAGCAGGCGGCUGUGCCGGUGAAGUCGGAGACCCACGGCGGGGAGGAUGUGGCGAUAUUCGCGCGUGGCCCGCAGGCACACCUGCUGCACGGAGUGCAGGAGCAGAAUUACAUCGCGCACGUCCUGGCCUUUGCAGGCUGCCUGGAGCCCUACACCGACUGCGGUCUGGCGCCCCCUGAGGACGAGAGCAGUGAAACCGCCCCUAGCCAGACCACCACGACAACCCGCCAGACCACCACCACCAUCCCUGUCAGGGACAGCGCUGGUAGCCUAGGCCCAGCCACCACCCCGCUGGCCCUGUCGCUGCUGGCCUGAACGGUGCUGAUGCUACUGGGGGUUGUUGCGUAG